Molecule: messenger RNA, 1350 nt
Organism: Exophiala aquamarina CBS 119918
Lineage: Eukaryota; Fungi; Ascomycota; Eurotiomycetes; Chaetothyriales; Herpotrichiellaceae
Exons: 1
Coding region: 1-1350 (449 amino acids)
Source: RefSeq, a predicted model, not a curated record
AUGCAGGCCGAAUUCGAAAGGCCAGCACUAUCUUUCCAGCGCGCGGUUGACCUUCACAUCAACGGUUGUUUUACUGAAUUCAUGUUGUCGACUGCCUCUUAUUUAGCCGAGGCAGCCCUUCCAGUCGCAGUACCUCAUUCGAAACGCCCCGAUGUUCUAAACCACAUCUACCUUCCAAAAAUUCAAGACCAUUCCUCCACUUCCUCCAUUCAACCUACCGUGUACUCGGCCACAGACACAUCCGCAGCAAUCGACGAGAUGAUUCCAAAGAGUUUUCAGCCUGAUCAGGCUCUGGAGCCUGCGGACACGGGCUCUGAUGGAACAAUUGGCACGAGGUCCACACCUUAUCAAUAUCAUGACUCUCUUCUGGACGAUGACACCGACGAUUUAGAAGAUUUCUUCACAGGCAGCAAGAAAAGGGCCACCCAAAAGCGCAGUACAAAACCCAGCCUGUCUCAGAACUGCUCUCCAACUGCAUCCGCACGUAUAUCCUCCGCCCCAACACUAGCCAAAGAUAUCCCGGGAACCCCGACUCGCGAGAAUGGCGAGGCAGAUGAAUCAGCCCAUAGCAAUUUCAGCUCACCACCUGCCAGGAAAUCCACCAGAAAGCAGCCGUGUAAUGCCCACAGAAAGCGACGAAACUCGAACAGAAGCAACGCCCAAGAAUCGAUUCCCAAGACUUCGAAGAAAGCGAAAGUCCAGGAGGAAGGGAAACAGGAACAGCAAAUACCCGCAGGCUCCCGUAGUCUGCGAAGGAGAACGAUACAACAAGAGCAUCCGUACAAAUACGACAAAAUCCGGUACGAUCUGGCCAAGUCCUCUGGAAGUGCUGCACCAGUCGACAAAGUUGAAGAUGCGGUCCAAGAGAACGUCGAAUCCACCCAGAAGCAGAAUGCACGUACGAAGGAGAGACGUUCAAUUGGCAGCGGCAAAGGUCGUAAGGCCAAUACUGUGACUCCCAGGAGUGAGAAACAGCGACGCCGUUCUGUCUCGCUGUUGUCAAUCACGAGCUCUGCGGCCUCGCCGAAUUUUGAGAGAACCACGUUGCAGAUCUGGUUGGAUGGGUUCAGCCGCGGAGCUGCCCCGGUCCCGCUCAGCAAAGUUGUUGGCGCCGACCAUCUUGUUGAACUCAUCAUUCAGAAUUGGGGGUGGAAGUUUGAGGGCCAGAGUUUCUCAUAUGCGAUCGCAUCGUUCCCUUGGCUGAGCCAUGAUUCAAACAUUGUCAUAAGAAGUGGUAUGACGGAUAGUUUCCAGAAGAUGUUGGAUGAAGUCAAGGCGGCACCUGUUUGGGCACAAGGCGGAGGCGAGGUGAGAUGUGAGGUGAAGAUCACGGUGUACGUACAAGCAUGA